AUGGCGCCCGUUCUCCAACAACAGAAACGGAAGAGCUCUGGCUUGCCCGAAUCAUACAAGGAGGAUCUCUCCAAGGGCCCUAUGCUCCGCUUCGAAGAGUCUCUCCCCAAAUUGCCUGUCCCAUCGCUGGAAGAGACCGCUCAACGCUACCUCAAAUCCGUCCACCCGCUUCUCACCCAGGCCGAAUUUGAAAACACCAAGAAGGCCGUCGACUCUUUCGUCCAACCCGGCGGUGUCGGUCACAAACUUCAGGAGCGCCUCGUCAAGAGAAGGGAGGACCCGAAGGUCGCCAACUGGUUGACCGAGUGGUGGAACCAGGCCGCAUACCUCGCCUACCGCGACCCCAUCGUCCCGUACGUCUCAUACUUUUACAGCUACCGCGAUGACCGAAAACGGCGGGACCCGGCCAAGCGUGCUGCGGCCAUCACCACCGGUGUCCUCGAGUUCAAGAAGCAGGUCGAUGAGGGUACCCUCGAGCCGGAAUACAUGAAGAAAUUGCCCAUCGCCAUGAGCUCUUACCAAUACAUGUUCAACUGCUGCCGUCGUCCCGCCAAGCCUUCCGACUACCCGGUCAAGUACUCUGCCCAGGAGCACAAGUACUUCAUCGUCGUCCGCAAGAACGCAUUCUACAAGGUCGUCCACGAGCACGCUGGAAAGACCCUCAGCGCCAAGGAGCUCGAGCAGCAGUUCCGUUACAUCUACCAAAACGCCGCCAAGUCGGAGCCGAUCGGUAUUCUCACCACCGAGAACCGCGACAACUUCACUGACGCAUACGAGCGCCUGGCCACCUCCAACCCAGCCAACAAGGCCGUGUUGGAGACCAUCGAGGCCUCAUCGUUCGUCGUCUGCCUCGACGACGCCGCCCCGGUCACCCUCACCGAGCGCGCCCACCAGUUCUGGCACGGUGACGGCAGCAACCGAUGGUUCGACAAGCCUCUGCAGUUCGUCAUCUGCGACAACGGCGCCGCGGGUUUCGUCGGUGAGCACAGCAUGAUGGACGGCACUCCCACCCACCGUUGCAACGACACCGUCAACCACUGGAUCGUCAACGAGAAGCUCGACCUCGAAAGCUCCCAACUCCGCUCCGACAUCCCCGACCCGACCCCUCUCCGCUUCCAGCUCUCCGCCGAGAACAACAAAGACAUCGCCAACGCCGCCCAGGCCCACGUCUCCCUCAUGGCCCAACACGAGCUCCGCGUCGAGGCCUUCCAGGGCUACGGCAAGGGUCUGAUGAAGAAAUUCCGCUGCUCGCCCGACGCCUACGUCCAGAUGAUCAUCCAGCUCGCCUACCACAAGUUCUACGGCAAGAACCGCCCCACCUACGAAUCCGCCGCCACCCGCCGCUUCCAGGAGGGCCGCACCGAGACCUGCCGCUCCGUCUCGGACGAGAGCGUCGCCUUCUGCAACGCCAUGGCCGACCCGUCCUCCACCGACGACGCCCGCCGCGCCGCCUUCCGCGCCGCCGUCGACUCCCAGAUCAAGUACAUCUCCGUGGCCAGCGACGGCCGCGGCGUCGACCGCCACCUCUUCGGCCUCAAGAAAUCCCUCCAGCAGGGCGAGGAGGUCCCCGCCAUCUUCCAGGACCCGGCCUUCUCGUAUAGCUCCUCGUGGUUCGUGUCCAGCUCGCAGCUGAGCUCGGAGUACUACAACGGAUACGGGUGGAGCCAGGUCAUCCCCGAAGGAUGGGGAAUGGCCUACAUGAUCAACGAGAACUCCGUCCAGUUCAACAUCGUCUCCAAGAACCUCGGCGCCGAGCGCAUGGCCUUCUACCUCAACGAAGCCGCCUGCGACCUGCGCGACCUCUUCCAGGCCGAGCUCGACGCCGCCGCCAAGGCCGCCAAGGCCAAGCUGUAG
Molecule: messenger RNA, 1854 nt
Organism: Dissoconium aciculare CBS 342.82
Lineage: Eukaryota; Fungi; Ascomycota; Dothideomycetes; Mycosphaerellales; Dissoconiaceae
Product: carnitine O-acetyltransferase
Exons: 3
Coding region: 1-1854 (617 amino acids)
Biological process (GO): carnitine metabolic process
Cellular component (GO): mitochondrion; peroxisome
Molecular function (GO): carnitine O-acetyltransferase activity
Source: RefSeq, a predicted model, not a curated record